Molecule: messenger RNA, 1965 nt
Organism: Abrus precatorius (Indian licorice)
Lineage: Eukaryota; Viridiplantae; Streptophyta; Magnoliopsida; Fabales; Fabaceae
Product: long-chain-fatty-acid--AMP ligase FadD26-like
Exons: 1
Coding region: 1-1965 (654 amino acids)
Biological process (GO): lipid biosynthetic process
Source: RefSeq, a predicted model, not a curated record
AUGAACAAUAUAACUAUAAAUAUAGAAGUGAUAAAGCUACUAGUUUUUGCAAGCAACGAGAAACAGCUGAAAAUGCAACAGAAGUACGAGAAUUACGACCCCUCAUUUCCCGACCAACCUGUGGUUGACGAAUACUUGGCAAUAUGGAGUAGGUUACCAGCCUUUGGAUCCAAGCCAGCCUUCAUUUGGGCUGAAGACUCUCACACCUUCACUAUCCUCACUUACCAACAACUCAACACCUCCGUUGACCUCAUCUCCUCUAACCUUCUCCAUCAACUCCAAGGAGGUGACUCCAUCCUCCUUCUAUGCUCCCCAGGACUCGACCUUGUUGAACUCAUCUUCGCCUGUCAAAGGGUUGGCCUUUUGAGCGUACCCAUCAUCCCUCCCCACCCUUCUUUCGCCAACGAAAACUAUCACCACCUUAUAAGGGCCAUUUCACAAACCAAGCCCAAAGCUGCCAUAGCCCAUUCCCACUACAUAUCAAGCAUUCAACUCUACCUUUCCUCCUCCAAUAAAAACAAAAAACUCGCCCACAUGUUACAAAAUCUCCACUGGAUUUCCAUAGACCACAUCAAACAUAGGAAAAACAACGUUACUAUAAAUAACCCUGAGUCCCUAACAUACCGUGGUUGCAAAGCUGACGACGUUUAUUUGGUUCAGUACACGUCUGGAGCCACUGGGAUCCCAAAACCUGUGCUUGUCACAGCAGGUUCGGCUGCUCAUAAUGUUAGGACAGCGAGAAAAGCUUAUGAUCUUCAUCCAAAUUCCAUUAUCGUUUCGUGGCUUCCUCAGUACCAUGAUUGUGGCCUCGUCUUUCUGUUACUCACCAUCGUAUGCGGCGCCACGUGUGUUCUCACAUCCCCAGCCUCGUUCAUCAAACGCCCCAGGCUCUGGCUUGAACUCAUGUCGGAAUUCAAGGCCACCUGCACUCCCGUUCCCUCAUUCACUUUGCCACUUGUGGUAAAACGCGGAGGGGUUGACAAAGGAACAACACCCAUUAACCUAUCAACUUUGAAGAACCUUAUACUCAUCAACGAACCCAUCUACAGAGACUCGGUGGAAGAGUUUGUUCAUAUUUUUUCUCCAUUUGGGUUAAACCCUUCCUCUAUCUCUCCUUCUUACGGGUUAGCCGAGAAUUGUACCUUUGUGUCCACUGCGUGGAGGAGAGGUAACACUGAUAGUGAUGCCUAUUCCAGCUUCCACGAUUUUCCAACUCACAACAAGCUUUUACCAGUUGCAAGGCUCAGAAACGAGGAACAAGAAGACGUGGAAAUCAUUGUUGUUCAUGAAGAAACACACGAACCAGUCGAGGAUGGUAUUGAAGGAGAAAUUUGGGUUUCUUCCCCAAGCAAUGGCUCUGGCUACUUGGGCCACCCUAGUUUAACAAGAGAGGUAUUUCAUGCAAGACUGAGAAACACGGUUAGUAAGUGCUUUCUUCGAACUGGGGAUAGAGGCAUCGUGAAAGGAGAACGUAGGUUUCUCUUUGUCACUGGUCGUUGUCAAGAUGUUAUCAAACUCCAAAAUGGUCAAAACAUUCAUCCCCAUUACAUAGAAACUGCAGCUUAUAACAGUUGCACCAAGUUACUGAGAGGAGGGUGUCUUGCAGCUUUCGAAGUUUCGAAAACUGUUGCGGUUGUGGCAGAGAUACAGAGAAUUGAGAAAGCCAUUGACACGGGGAUGUUAAAGAGGGUUUGUGAGGGAAUUAAAGAAAGUGUUUGGACGAAAGAGAAGGUUGAAGUUGGAUGGUUGGUUUUGGUUAAGAGUGAAUGCGUUCCCAAAACCACUUCCGGAAAAUUGCAAAGGUGGAAGGCUAAGGAGAAGCUUCUUGGUGGUGAAAUGAUAGUUCUGAUGGAGAUGAGGUUUGGAGAAGAUGUUAAUGUUACUGAGAGGGCAGAAGAGGUAAGAGAAGUCGCUGGAAAAGAGAAGGGUAACAUUACUCGUAGCUCGUUGAUCUCACUUCUGUGA